Messenger RNA from Manduca sexta (tobacco hornworm), 1006 nucleotides. Its product is annotated as androgen-dependent TFPI-regulating protein. Bases 59 to 859 code for a protein of 266 amino acids. The record is from RefSeq and is a predicted model, not a curated record. NCBI's taxonomy places the organism in Eukaryota, Metazoa, Arthropoda, Insecta, Lepidoptera, Sphingidae. The transcript has 4 exons. Gene Ontology annotation, cellular component: membrane; endomembrane system.
UAUACUCACAGUUUAUCUGUGACUUUUGAGUGCAUCACACGUUUCUUUAGGCCGUACAAUGUUGAAUAUCGAGACUGUAUUUACAAAUCCUAUAUUAAAAAGGAGUAAUAAUUUGUUAAGAGUGAGACUAUGGUUUUAUACAUUUGCGUAUAUACAUUUGGUUUCGGUAGCGUCGUGGUUAUUGACUAUUGAUUUUAGUAAAUUCGAUGAUCCUAGUAUACGACAAUACCAAAGUACGAGAUGGAAACUUAUAACAGCCUGGUUUAAUCUUUUCAGCCUGGUGUAUUUCCCGACAUGCUUUUACUGCGACUGGCGCGAGCUAAGAGGCGACGUCCGGAGGCGGCACGUCAAAUUUUUAAAUCAAUUUCGAAAUUUGUGCUUCAGCAGUAUACUAUUUCCGACGACUGCGUUCGGUGACAUCUUGUUUUGGCGAGUGUGGAACAAAGAUCGGGAGUUAAUAGCUCCUCCCAAUAUAGACGACAUAGUCCCGUUCUGGAGCCAACAUUGUAUGCACACAGUGUCACUGGUUGUGAUGCUUUUGGAUCUGGUACUGGUCCCCAGGGAGAGACCUAAAAGUGUUGUACCCGGCAUCAUUAUUCUCUCUACGUUUCUCGGUUCCUACACAUUCGUAUGUGUCCAAAGCUACAUGCAAGGCGAAUACAUUUACCCAGGAUUAAAACUGUUUACCGGUCACAAAUUUUUCGUCCUUGUCACUUACGUGUUCAUAGAAAACUUUUUCUAUUACUUUAGCCAGUGGUUAAUAAUAGAUAUGGUAUGGGGACAAACUCAAAAAAACAUGUGUAAACAACGCAUACUUAUGUUAGGAUAUUUAAUGGUGAAUGGUGGUUUGCAAUUUUGACAUAAUGUGUGUGAAUUAUGUAUUAUUUAUUGAAUAAACCCGCCAUGAUGGUUGUAAGGUAAAGGUACUGAUUCGGACGGAGCGACUCAGUGCGAAAUGAGAAUAUCGAGGUAACUCCAAUAAGAUUAAAUUUUGUACAAUCCGAAA